CGUGCAUCCACGACAGGGAUGCUUCGCGUUGCCACUUUCGGACGUGCGCAUCGCUAGACGUCAAGCACAAUGCAGCCUAAACUUCUGCGGUCUUCUGACCGAAGAGCUUGUCAGGCAGCAUGCGAGGACUGCCAGAGCAGCGCACUUCGCAGCCGUCACGCCGCCGGCAUGUGCUCGCAUGUGCUGGCAUCAUCUCACUCGCCUUUGGUCUUCUCUUGACUAUAUCAGGAGCGGAUGAUGCCCCGGAGACGAGGCCAGCUACUCCUUGGCAAUGGGUCUCGGCGGGUGCGGCACUGAUGCGACAAGAAAUAGACAUCACCGACCUGCUGGAUGUGCAUGCUUGGCGACUGUCAAUUCCUGGGCACAGAUAUGCUCAAGGUAGGGCCACGCAAGUUGACAUGGUCAGCUUUCUCGAGUCGCAAGUCGGUCGACCGCGCAAAGGGCGCCCAAUCUGGACGGUCAUCGGAGGCGGGUUCUAUCUCAGAGAGGUCGUGCCUCAAUUGGUGGCCUAUCUGGAUGCUUUGAAGCGUCCUGAUCGUACAGAUUCCUUCAAGCGGCCUCCAGGUCCGAAGCUCGGCGGCGAGCCUGAUCAGGUCUUCCGGAAGCUUAGCGCGGCUGACACCCCUCGGCCAAGCCUCCUUGUCCUCUGUCUUGAUGAGGCUUGUAUGUCAACUUGCGCUCUUUCUGGUUUGAUGUGUUACAUAUUCGACAAGAUAGAAGAUCUCCCGGAGCGAUAUCGAGAAAGCAGGCGAAACAACGAGAUCGAGUAUCGUUCGAUCGGCUGGCAAAAGUCUCGGGCGCUCAGCGAUUUGGCCCGCGCCGGCUACUCAGCAAUCUGUUCCGACCUCGAUGUCUUUUUCCAAGGUAACAUCUUUGAGUAUCUACACGACAUCGACAACGGCAGGUUUGAUAUUCAGAUGCAAGAUGAAGGCGGCGAUUCACUCAACAUCGGCUUCUUUGCACAGCGUGGCACAGAAGCGGUCGCCGAUCUAUGGCAGUCCAUAGCGCAUCAAGUAUCUGAAGACGACGCUUGGGAUCAGCCGGCGGUCAACGAGUACCUGGGCGCUGCUGAACUGCGCACCGGCAAUCAUACCUUCUGGCCUCCUCUUAGCUCGUUCACUGGCUUGACAGGUCUCCAAGUCUAUGUCAUCGACAAAGCCCGCGUCUGGGGACGAACGAUGGGGUGGACUCCUCCGGCCAGCGUAGUUGCGCUGCAUCUCACUUGCACUGGGAAGAAGGAACUCAAAGUUUACGAUGCAAAGGAGAGCGCAUUCUGGCAGGAUGUUGAUCACUACUACACAGACCCGCCCAGGAUUCUGACUAUCGGCGCACUAGCCGGCGACGGAGAGGCGGUCUCGCGACAGCUCAAGGUCAUGCUUGCCCUGGCGAAUGCCACAGACCGAGCAUUUGUACCCCCUUCGCAGAUCUACAUCACAUCCGAUCUCCCUGGUCUAUCAGAUGCCGAGUUUCACCAUUUCGAGAAAGCUGGGAAAUGGCCACCCACGCGAGCGCAGAGAUUAGCCGAUGCAGACAAGACCGAUUUUGAACUGCUGAAGAAGCCUGCUGUCUAUCAUCGGCGUUUUGCUUCGACAGUCGAUAUCGUCAAACUCUUUAACCAAAGCGCUGUCACCAUUUUCGAGCCGUCUUACCUUCGCAACGCAUUGCAUUACUCUGACGGUGAUGCAUCUCGCCUCAGGCAACGGCAUCUCGACAGUAUGCUCCUGCAUAGCUACCAGCACACGCUCGAAACGCUCAGUAGCGAACCGUAUCUUUCAGCACCAGUAGUCACAAUUAUGGAUCAUAACAAUAUCGACCGCUUCGAGGCACCAGAAGGAGCUACAGAUGUACCGAUGUGUCGAGCGAUUGAGACGGUUCAGGGCUGUGGGACGCUCUGUUUGUAAUCAGUCGGUAGCGAUAGGCUACAGCUGGGUGAGGCUGGUCCCACCCGGAUAAAUGUUGUAUGCAACGAGUGGACAUUGGACAUUAAUAGCUGGCAAAUAUC
This is a messenger RNA of Mixia osmundae IAM 14324, 2002 nucleotides long. RefSeq lists its product as uncharacterized. The record is from RefSeq and is a predicted model, not a curated record. Gene Ontology annotation, molecular function: glycosyltransferase activity. Lineage: Eukaryota; Fungi; Basidiomycota; Mixiomycetes; Mixiales; Mixiaceae. The coding region runs from base 120 to 1901 and encodes 593 amino acids. The transcript has 2 exons. Gene Ontology annotation, cellular component: Golgi apparatus.